AUGCCUUCUGGUGUGAAAGAACUGGUCCUGGACAGCUGUCGGUCAAUUGAAGGCAAAAUCAAAGACCUCACAGAUGAAUUUGAAGAACUGGAACUCUUAAGUACAAUCAAGGUGGGCCUCAUCUCCAUUUCAAACUUACCAAAAUUCAACAAACUCAAGAAGCUUGAAUUAAACUAUAACAGAAUCUCAGGGGACCUGGACAUAUUGGCAGAAAAAUGUCCAAACAUUAAGCAUCUACAUUUAAAUGGCAACAAAAUAAAAGACCUCAGCACAGUAGACCCACUGAAGAAGUUAGAGAACCUCAAGAGCCUAGACCUAUUGAACUGUGAGGUGAUGAACCUAAAUGACUACCUAAAAAACGUGUUUAAGCUCCUGCCCCAGGUCAGGUACCUCGAUGGCUAUGAAAGGGACAACAAGGAGGCCUCUGACUCUGAUGUUGAGGGCUCUGUGGAGGAUGACAACGAAGAUGAAGAUGAGGAGUAUGAUGAAUGUGUCCAGCUAGUGGAAGAUGAGGAGAAAGAAGAUGAAGAGGAAGAAGAGGAGGAAAAGAACAUGAGUGGAGAGGAGGAGCAGGAUGAAGAAGGUUAUAUUGAUGUGGAACUGGAUGAUGAGGAAGAUGAAGAAGAUGCUGGUGUGGAAGAAACUAGUCAGAAGUAA
Acomys russatus (golden spiny mouse) is the source of this 657-nucleotide messenger RNA. Its product is annotated as acidic leucine-rich nuclear phosphoprotein 32 family member A-like. The transcript has a single exon. Lineage: Eukaryota; Metazoa; Chordata; Mammalia; Rodentia; Muridae. Gene Ontology annotation, cellular component: perinuclear region of cytoplasm; nucleus. Bases 1 to 657 code for a protein of 218 amino acids. The record is from RefSeq and is a predicted model, not a curated record. Gene Ontology annotation, molecular function: histone binding. Gene Ontology annotation, biological process: regulation of apoptotic process; nucleocytoplasmic transport.